GAAGGCAUACUACUAGGUUUAGGACACCCAUUGUUGGACAUCAUAGCGCCGGCAGACCAGACCCUACUAUCCCGUUACGGCCUCAACGCGAACGACAGCGUACGGGCCAACGAGACACACACCGGGCUAUGCCGUGAACUCACUGCUAACCCUAAGUGCCAAUACAUAGCCGGCGGGUCCGUACAAAAUACUCUACGCACAGCUCAAUGGAUAUUAAAACAACCCUAUUGUACAACAUUUAUGGGUGCCAUAGGCGAUGAUGAGUACGGCCGCAUAAUGACCAAGGUCAUAUCCGGACAGGGCGUAAAUUUUGUGGCCAUGGUCGAUCAGACAACGGGCACCGGUACCAGCGCGUGUCUAAUUAGCGACAAAUCACGGGCACUGGUAGCCUAUUUAGGUGCAUCGCAAAAUAUUAGAAUCGGUCAUUUGUUAAACAAUUACAACUAUGUUGAAAAGGCCCGCUAUUUCUAUACAUCGGGCUAUCACGUGGGUAUAGACCCGGAGUCUAUUAUGAACUUAGCCCAGCAUGCACACAAUGCACCUGGUAAAUUGUUUUGUCUGAACCUAUCGGCCCCUUAUAUUAGCCAAAAGUUGUCGAAACCUCUGCUAGAGCUGUACCCAUACGUUGACAUACUAUUUGGCAACGAAGCCGAAGUGCAGGCCUUUGCCACCCUUAAUGGAUGGCAGACAAAUGAUGUGAAGGAAAUGACACGACUGGCCGCAGACAUGCCCAGCCGGCGCCCGACCGGCCGUACAGUAGUGAUCACUCAAGGAAUAGACGCUGUACUGGUGGCCACCACUGGGCACCUGGAAGUUCGGGAAUUCCCGGUACCGGUGGUGCCCGAGAGUGAGAUCGUGGACACGAUAGGAGCGGGCGAUGCGUUUGUCGGCGGUUACUUCGCUCAGUUGGUCCGCCACAGACCGGUCGACGCGUGCGUCCGAAGCGGUGUUUACGCCGCACAGCAAGUGAUCCGUCAGAUUGGCUGUCAAUUCCCGCCCGAAAUGUUAUUUAAAUGUUAA
Messenger RNA from Medioppia subpectinata, 1020 nucleotides. The record is from the annotation of a GenBank genome assembly. NCBI's taxonomy places the organism in Eukaryota, Metazoa, Arthropoda, Arachnida, Sarcoptiformes, Oppiidae.